GUUAGUUAUUAUUUUGACAUUGUACUGUGGUCAUGGUGGGUGCUAAUUUGCUCGCGUUCGUCGUGAAGAGAUUUGAAAUACGUAAUAAACGAUAUUUAAAAUACGAAAGUGCAUUGAACCUCAAUAUAAUGAACCUAUAACUAAAUAAUUGCGCAUUCAGUUUUAAUCCUUGAAAAAGAAGAUAAUAAUUAUUAGCUAAUGAUGCAACUCGGCGAGGCUAUGCGCGAAGGUAUAGUGUUGUGUUGUUUCGAGUGACGUCACCGUCGUGAAAAAUCAUACGAUAUUUCGUUCUGCGCUCUGAUUGGUCGCAGCAAACCGUCGUCAAUCGAAUGGUGUUUCCUCGCCUCCGCGUACGAGACCGUCGCAUCCAACGGCAAUCCGUGUUUUUUCAGUUGAAAAGAAGGAAAGUUUAGGCAUUAGUUGUCUAAUAAUAGUGGAAAAACUUUGUAAAGUGCUGACUCAAUAGUGGAUUUUGUUUUGAAACGUUAAACGACACCAUGGACGAGAGAAACGGCUGGGAGAGUUUCCAGCCCGGUGAACCCUUGAGGAUGGAUAUUGAGGACAGUGUCCUCAAAGGUGAUGAGCUGGAUAUCAAUGACAUUGCGGAUAUGUAUCAAUUAAAUGAGGAAAAAUUAAUGAAUAUGAUGGGUGAGGACUUCCUCAGUAAGUAUAGCUGGGAGGAUAUGAGUCCAACUCCGGGGUUUGCAACUCCAAUUCCAUUUGCAUAUCCAUACCUAGAUUCUAUGAAUGAUUCUGGAGCUUCCGCACUAGACAUCAAGCAAGAAGAUUCUGGGUUUCUUCAUAGAAGUACUCCAGUUAUCCAACAGAAACAACAGCAGCAAAAUCAACAGCAACAAUCCCAGUUUUUUAGCAGUUUGGAAUCGAAAGAUCCGAUGAUUUCGGUCAGCAGUCCCAGUGCGAAGCCUAAAGUCGCUAUUCAGCCUGCUCCCGCCGUUCCGGUUGGCCAAACGGUCAAACAGGAACCAAUUUUAAUCCAUCAGCAACCAGUGACCACCACCACGUCAGCGCCGAUAAUUUUGACCCAAAAUCGUCCCAACAUUACAGCUAACGGAUCAACCAUUGUACUGCAAAAUGCCGGAUCUCGUACGGGUUAUUCCUACGUUAAAACUAUAGCUCCGGCCAAUACUGCUCCGACUAGCGUCCCUCAAAGCAUCCUGCCAGCAAAUGUACGCGUUCAGAAUAUUCUAACCACCAAAACGACGGUGGCUCCAGCCCCGACUACCACGGCGACCGCCAUUCCGGUCAUGCAGCAAGUAUUUACCUUCCAGAGUGGCGACAAACAGGUUCUCCUACAGGCAAACCCUACAGCCGUAAUGACAACCAACAGCCAGAAUAUUCACACCCUGGUUAACACACCGAACGGGGCGAUUUUGACAACGGGAAUUCCACUGGUCCUAGACUCGUCGGAAAAUGCUGGAAAAUUGCAGAUUAACCGUCUUCAACCGCAGACCCACGUUUCCUCUUCUGGCAGUUCUUCAAGCAGCCCACAGCCAAAGGUGAAAGAAGUGAAACGAUCCGCCCACAACGCCAUUGAGCGACGUUACCGAACGUCCAUUAACAGCUGCAUCGUCGAGUUGAAAAACAUUGUCGUCGGAGUAGACGCCAAACUGAACAAAUCGGCCAUCCUCCGGAAAGCCAUCGACCACAUUCGCCAUCUACAGAAGCAAAACAAUAAUCUCAAGCAGGAAAACAUGUACCUAAAGAUGAAGAUGACCAAUCGGAAGCAAUCGCUUAAGGAUUUGCUCGUGGCAAACGUCUCGGAUGACCUGGUACCGACGCAGUGUCCGGUAACGCCACCUCGAAGCGACGACUCCAAUCCAUCUUCCUCGCCGUCGCACCAGUCGGACAAUAGCUCGAUGCCUCCGUCGCCGUUCGGAACUGGAUCGUCCACCGGCAGCGGAGCAGCCGGUACGAUGGAGGAAUCGCUGAACGACGAAGAACUGAUGAGCAGCGUACGAGGAAUGUCCGCUCACUCGCGGUUAACGCUGUGCAUGUUUAUGCUAGCCGUUCUGGUCGUCAACCCGUUUGGCAGUUUUCUGUCGCAGCGAGGCAACGGGCUGGAGCUUGAGCCUGGAACCAGCCGGCGCAUUCUCGCUGUCGAUGAACCACUGUUUUCUUUUACUAAUUUGGCUGUCCCAAUUUUGAUAUUCUUGCUUAAUUCUGGUUUGCUGGCGUUUAGUUUGAUUAAAAUGUUGGUUUAUGGGGAUCCAAUUUUGCCGGCCCGCUCCAAGGCAUCGACGAAGUACUGGAAGCACAAGAAGCAAUCGGAUUUGGACUUCGAACGGGGUAAUAUUACGGCUUCCCUGCAGGAAGCUAAGCGUUGUCUGACGGCUUUCGGAGUUUCGAUUCCGAAGAGUCGGCUGGAAACGGUGACUACAACAUGUUGGCAAUUUGUGCGAAUGUUUCUGCACCGUAUAUACAUAGGAAGGUGGUUAUCGCGGCGAACUGGGGGUAUCUUCAAGCCGGAAUCCCAACGUAUGGAUGCGCUGAAUUCGGCCAAAGAGCUGGCUUUGUUGUUCCACCGGUUGAAUCAACUCUAUUUGGUUUCGGACGAGGUUGAAGUCAACGGUCUGAUGAUGUCGCUGUAUGCUGUUAACAUGGCGGAAGCCGCUUCCAGCGUUAUCUCCCCGGAGGAUAUGAUCGAAAUCUACAUCACGGCUGCGUUGCGUGUCAAGAAGAGCUACCCACGAUACAUGCACUAUUACUGUCGCUACUAUUUGGCUAAAGCGAAACAAGUUUACGGAGAAAGUGAUCAGACUCCGGGUAAAUUUAGCUGGGCCUUCACAUCUUACGGCUUUCGUUUCCUGACUAAUCACGCCGUUCAAUUUGAGGAUCAUUCAGAAUCGAUGUUUGCCAUGCUGGCCAACAAAGCAGACCCACUGGAGUACAUGAUGAGAGAUUACCGCGAAAACUUGCUGCAAAAGUCCAUCCAAUGUUUGGUUGGUUCCGGCCAGAUAAGUCGUAAACAUGCCAAUGCUGCUUUCGUCCAGCAAUCGCAAAUGGCAGCACUAGCCGAAGCAUCCGCCACCAGCAACAACAAAGAUACCACGAAGGACGAUCAAUCGGAUAACGGGAAGGCUUCGACACCAGCCAGCUAUCCGUACUCCGGCUGUCAGAUCAGCAAUGUGCUUCAUUUCACUCAACUUCUGCUGGACAGUCUUAGCGUGGAGAAGCAACCGGUAACCUUUGAUCGCUGCAUUCUCAGCGGCAACUGUUGCCAAGAUCGGUUAGCGCACUGGUGGUCCAGUUUGCUCAGCAUCGCUGCCCACUGGCUGCUCGGUGAAGACUCCGAAGCAGAACGCCUUUAUUUGCACAUUGAAAAUUUACCCCCAGAGCUGGCCAAAGGAGAGGACAGUCUACCGAAGGCACUAUUUGCAGCUUUUCAAGCUAAACGAGCCCUACUAAACAAACCGCACUACGACUCGAUUGUCGUUUUCCAAAACUGCAACGCCGGAAGCCAAUUCCUGGAAGAUAGCCUGACAACCAACAUCUGCAAAAGUCCGAUGCGAUUGAAAGUGCUUGCCCAGUUGUUGGCGUGUGACUGGCUUCUAGAAGCUCGCACCGCCCUGUGGGAGUCGGAUAACGAAAAGUUUCAGAGCCAGUGCGGAGAAUACGUUCCGGUGUCCGGUGUCGUGUUGGCCAAAUUCCAGAAGGAUCUGAAUUCGCUGCGCAUCGUCACGAAUGAUAUACCGAACGCCCAAUCGCGGUUGUUCCUGUACGAAGCAGUCUGCCGCUUGAUGGCCGGUGCUGCACCCGGACCGACACAGCAGCUUCUGGGACAUAGCCUGCGGCCUCGCUAUUCGCGAGCUUCAAUCAUCUGCAGCGGUAAGGACCGCAACGCCCAGCUCGAGGGUGGCCGCGAACGGGCGGCGGCACUGUACGUUGCCUGCAAGCACCUGCCGGCACCUUGCCUGUCGGCGCCGGGUGAACGGGUCAGCAUGCUGCACGAGGCAGCCAAAACGUUGGAAAAGAUUGGCGACAAGAAGCGACUGCUGGAGUGCUACCAGCUGAUGCGAUCGCUUGGUAGCGGAACCGUUACAAAUUGAAAAUGAAAUUAUUUUUAUUGACUUAUUUAUUGUCGUAGACGUGUAUGAUAAGAAUUAUCAUUAGAAUAACGUGAUUAAUACACUUGCACCGAAGCUUUUGGUGAAAACUUUCUCGUAAGCAUUUAGAGUGUAGCAGUAGAAUAAGCUUGCUUUUUUGUUUAUUUUAGUAAUACUUAAGUAUAUUUAAUAUUCUUCAACAU
This is a messenger RNA of Sabethes cyaneus, 4267 nucleotides long. RefSeq names its product sterol regulatory element-binding protein 1 (gene SREBP). NCBI's taxonomy places the organism in Eukaryota, Metazoa, Arthropoda, Insecta, Diptera, Culicidae. Gene Ontology annotation, cellular component: nucleus. The record is from RefSeq and is a predicted model, not a curated record. The transcript is spliced from 5 exons. Gene Ontology annotation, molecular function: protein dimerization activity; RNA polymerase II cis-regulatory region sequence-specific DNA binding; DNA-binding transcription factor activity, RNA polymerase II-specific. Bases 498 to 4067 code for a protein of 1189 amino acids. Gene Ontology annotation, biological process: regulation of transcription by RNA polymerase II.